This is a messenger RNA of Juglans regia (Persian walnut), 2827 nucleotides long. RefSeq names its product phosphate transporter PHO1 homolog 9-like. Gene Ontology annotation, cellular component: Golgi apparatus; cytoplasm; trans-Golgi network. The transcript has 13 exons. Gene Ontology annotation, biological process: cellular response to phosphate starvation; phosphate ion transport. NCBI's taxonomy places the organism in Eukaryota, Viridiplantae, Streptophyta, Magnoliopsida, Fagales, Juglandaceae. The record is from RefSeq and is a predicted model, not a curated record. Gene Ontology annotation, molecular function: inositol hexakisphosphate binding. The coding region runs from base 214 to 2553 and encodes 779 amino acids.
ACCAUUUCAAACCAGAUACUCAUGGUCAUGGAGUAUACAAUCAUCUGCUAGCAAACAUAUAGUUUUGUUCUUCUUCAAGCUAAAAAGACUAAAAAAGAAGCAUGCCAAUGCAGAGCUUGCAGUAGCUAAUUGAAUUUAUGCCUUCGUGCAUGCUCGGUACUGGGAUACGUACUAAUCUGCAAAGUAAAGCACUUGUUUUUUUUCUUAUAGAAGAUGAAGUUCGGAAAAGAAUUCGAAUCACAGAUGGUGCAAGAAUGGCAAAAAGCAUACAUGGACUACAACGGUCUCAGAACAGUCUUGAAAGAUAUCUUGCGGUUCAAACAAAGAAACGCAUCAACGCCAGUGGCAUCGACCGCACGAGGAUCUUUGAAAAGAAGAAUGUCCCUUUACAGAGCUUUUAGUGGACUUAAUAAUCGGUACAGGAACUCACCGAGGAAGAAUGAUGAUGAAGUAAUUCUUGUAGAUGCAGUGCAGCAAGAUGGGUCAGAAUCAGGGCAGUACCAAACCACGUUCCUGAAGCCCUGCGAGAUCGGAGGAGAAUGCGAGCCUGUGUUCUUCAGGAGGCUUGAUGAUGAGUUCAAUAAGGUCAUAAGCUUUUAUAAAGGGAAGGUGGAGGAAAUGAUAGAGGAGGCAAAUGAAUUGAGUAAACAGAUGGAUGCUUUGAUUGCUCUUCGAAUGAAGGUGCAUAAUCCGAUGAUGAAAUUUGAUAAAGCUACUUUGGAAAAACUUACGAGCAACAGCAGUACUGGGACAAAAUCUGGAAGUAUGCAUAUGAAUGUGAUUCAAGAAGUUGAGAUGAGCGGUGAGAGACAUAUGGACGAUGAAAUACAAGAAACUGUAGAAACAUCUGGUGUCCAUAAGAGGGACAAUGGACAAAAGGUGGUUUCCAUACAGGGCUUUAGACCAGCAUCAUUGGAAGUCUUGGAUCACGUAAAGCUCAAUAUCACGCCCGAAACUCCAGUAUCUACUUUGAAAACAAUUCUCACUUCGGAUGUCGCCUUGUCAUUCACCAAGAAAGAGCUGAGGAAAGCAGAAGAACGAAUGAUUCAGGCUUUUAUUGAAUUCUAUCGAAAGCUGCAACUUCUGAAAAGAUACUGCUUCUUGAACCUAUUAGCCUUUUCAAAGAUCAUGAAGAAGUAUGACAAGAUCGCCUCAAGGAAUGCAUCCAAGACUUAUAUGGAGAUGGUGGAAAAUUCUUAUCUCGGUAGCUCUGAUGAGGUUUCUAAGCUCAUGGAAAGGGUGGAGGUUACCUUCAUUGAGCGCUUUGCAAAUGGAAAUCACAGAAAAGGACUCAGGAUUUUAAGACCAAAAACCAAGAGGGAAAAGCAUAGAAUUACGUUUUCCUUGGGUUUCUUCUCUGGCUGCUCACUUGCACUUGUAGCAGCCGUUGUUGUGCUUGUACAUGCAAGAGGUAUCCUCAGGAGCCCAGGGCGUGACCGGUAUAUGGAAAACAUAUUUCCUCUUUACACCUUGUUCGGUUUCAUUGUCCUGCAUAUGCUAAUGUACUCUGCAAACAUAUUCUUCUGGAGACAUUAUAGAGUCAAUUAUCCAUUCAUUUUCGGCUUUAAGCAAGGAACGGAGUUGAGUUACAGAGAAGUAUUUCUUCUCAGUACAGGUCUUGCUGUACUGGCAUUUGCUUGUGUCAUCUCAAAUCUAGAUAUGGAAAUGGAUCCAGGAGAAAGUAUCUUCAGAGUCUUUAAUGAACUAGUCCCUUUGGGCCUACUUACUUUUGUGAUUCUUAUAACAAUCUGUCCUUUGAAUAUCAUAUACCGCUCAAGUCGCUUCUUCCUCCUCCGAUGUGCAUUUCGUUGUCUUUGUGCUCCUCUGUACAAGGUUACUCUCCCAGAUUUUUUCCUGGCAGACCAGCUAACUAGCCAGGUGCCAGCUAUCAGAAGUUUGCAGUUCUAUGUUUGCUAUUAUGGUUGGGGUUACUUCAGAAAAAACUCAAAAAAUGGGUGUCGUGGAAGUGAUGUUUAUCAAGCUUUCUAUUUCAUUGUAGCUAUCAUUCCAUACUGGAGCCGUUUAAUUCAGUGCCUUCGACGCUUGGUAGAGGAGAAAGAUGUGAUGCAUGGGCUCAACGGACUGAAGUAUUUCUCAAUUGUUGUAGCACUUGUCAUGAAGACGGGUAAUGAGUUAAAAAUGGGGAUGAUGACUUGGAAGAUCAUGGCUAUCGUCAGUUCAGCUGUUGCGACAAUUUUUGCUACAUAUUGGGACAUUGUCAUUGAUUGGGGUCUUUUGCGAAGGAAUUCCAUAAACCCAUGGCUGAGAGAUAAACUUCUUGUGCCAAACAGAAGUGUUUAUGUUGUAGCUAUGGUAUUGAAUGUUUUUCUACGACUUGCUUGGAUGCAGUCAGUAUUAGGACUAACGGAAACACCCGUCCUGCAUAGGCAAGCGUUGAUUGCAAUAGUUGCUUGUUUGGAGAUAAUUCGUCGUGGCAUUUGGAAUUUCUUCCGGUUGGAGAAUGAGCACUUAAACAAUGUUGGCAAGUAUCGAGCAUUCAAAUCGGUACCCCUACCUUUUAACUAUGACAACGGUGAAGACAGGGACGAUUAGACUCGUACAGCACAGAAGAAUGAGGGUUUUCGUUAUCCAUAUACAAAAAGAUAUUCCUUUUCGUUUGGUUUGCCUUAUUGUUCUUUAUUUUAAUUUAUGAAUGAAAUUGAAAUAUUUGUUUGUGUGAGAGAGAGAGAAAGAGAGAGACUGUAGGGCUGAGCAAAAAUUGAGGCAGGGCGCCAAAUAAUGACUCCUCUACCUUUGUCUCUAAAAGGCACUUUUACUGGUGGGUUGAUGAGUAAAGAAUGAUAUAUGUCUAUGCUGGUUUCUAUAA